Vespula vulgaris is the source of this 1706-nucleotide messenger RNA. Its product is annotated as homeobox protein Nkx-2.8-like. Gene Ontology annotation, molecular function: RNA polymerase II cis-regulatory region sequence-specific DNA binding; DNA-binding transcription factor activity, RNA polymerase II-specific. Lineage: Eukaryota; Metazoa; Arthropoda; Insecta; Hymenoptera; Vespidae. The record is from RefSeq and is a predicted model, not a curated record. Bases 539 to 1555 code for a protein of 338 amino acids. The transcript is spliced from 3 exons. Gene Ontology annotation, cellular component: nucleus. Gene Ontology annotation, biological process: regulation of transcription by RNA polymerase II; cell differentiation.
AAGCACGGCACUUGAUCGAAGAGACGCUCGUCGGUCGAGUGUGAGGGAGUUGCGAGAGAGUGCCGGCGAGAGAGUGCUCAUACUGAGGAUUAAUAACGUACCGACGAAAAGAAGAGAGAAUAAAGAAGUCGGCCUAACGUUUGUUCUAACCCCCAUAACAAUUUUCCAUAAUAGGAAAUAAUCAUCUAUCUAUCUACGUAUCUACGUCAGUGUGUUGUACUUUCGUGUUAAAAAAAAAAAAAAAGAAUAAGAAAGAAGUGAUUAAAAAAAGACUUUGUUAACGUAGUUAAGUGAUUGAUGUAGUUGAAUAUCGAUUGAAAAAUUGUUGAUACAAGGGUUUAAAGAUAUCAAUCCGUCUCUAAGAUGUCUCUUAUGGAUAUCGAACAUUUUUUAAAAUUAAAUCGUCUUUCGUAUUGAUGCGAGUGUCGAUUAAUAGAUCGAUAAAAGUCAAUCGUAAGGGCUCGCGUUUGAUCCGUUGAGAGAGAAAAUAGAAUUUUUAGAUAGAAGGUUUGCGAAUAAAAUAAAGAUAGUAAAAGGUAUGAUGGAGGAGGAGAAGAGAAGCGAGACUUCGCCAAAACCUUCUCAACCGACGCCGUUCAGCAUCGCAGAUAUUCUCAGUCGUAGAACGUCUCAUGGUGAACACGAAAAACGUUCGAUUAUCGAAAACGACGAAAUCCAAACCACCGGUGUUUGCGAUUCGGUAAAGAGAAUCACGUUUGAACGUGAUAUUAACGGAGGACGUGAAAUCGAACGUGAACGUUUGCUCGUUGCUGGAUUUCCAAGAUUACCAUCGCCCGACACUAACAUGGCACGAGAGUUGGAUAUACUAAGGAGAAAUCUAGCGCACGCGAACCUCUCGAGUUUUGGUGGGUUGCCGCACUUAGGCCAGACAUCCUUCAAGCAUCUCGAAACAUUGGGUAACCUUCCGACUUAUCAGGCAAGCAAAGAGUCCAGGGAAUCAUCUCAAAGACAACAGGACGAGGCAUUGGAUAUGAGCAAAAGCAAGUACCUUGACGAAAUGGAGGAAGACAUAUUCGAGUCGCAAAAUCACGGGCAAAGCUUGCAAAGCAGGAAAAAACGUAGCAGGGCAGCGUUCUCUCAUGCUCAGGUCUACGAAUUGGAAAGAAGAUUCGCAGCUCAAAAAUAUUUGUCCGGACCUGAACGUGCUGACCUUGCACGAGGAUUAAAACUCACCGAGACCCAAGUUAAGAUAUGGUUUCAAAACCGACGAUACAAAACCAAAAGACGUCAGCAACAGGAAUUGGGAGCAAUGGUGAAUUCCGGAAAUGCGAGACGCGUAGCCGUACGCGUUUUGGUACAUCCUGAUGAACAUUUGAGAGGAUUACCUCUUCGUGGUUCCGGACAACUUCCCGGACAAAUGUCGAGCCCGCAGAUUCAUCCGGCUAACAAAGCCCUCGGUGGUUUCCCUUACUAUUGUCUGCCCUAUCACCCCUUGCUUUGUCCGCCUUUACACUCAACCCACAUUCAGGUACAAAACGCGAUCACGCCCGAUCUCGAUCAGGGACAAAUAGUAAAAUUAAACAACGACAAGUAAAAUCUUCUACAAAUCGAAAAUCAUUUAUUUCUAACGAAGAAGAAUUAUCUUCAAUCGACAUUUCUACCUUCGAUGGGACGUCUUGUGUCGAAUUUUUAUUAAAAAAAAAAUAAUAAUAAUAAUGAAUAUAUAUAUAUAUGAGAGAGAGAGA